AUGCCGUCCAAAUUCUUCAAAAACCGCAGGGUCUAUCUACUGACCAGUGUUGCCUACAUGGGCUCGCUGCUGUUCGGUUAUGACACCGGAGUAAUGGGCAGCGUGCUCGCGCUCAAAGCUUUCAAACAGGACUUCGGCUUGCCAACAGACUCAUCUGGAUUCUCCGACUCGAAAAAUGCAUCGGUAUCGUCGAACGUCGUAUCGCUUCUUACUGCAGGUUGCUUUUUCGGUGCCAUCGGGGCCGCUUGGAUCAACGAACGGUUCGGUCGACGAUUGUCUCUUAUGGGCUUCUCCCUCGUCUUCCUUAUCGGUGCCGCAAUCCAGACUGCCGCUCAUCAUCAGAUUGGCGUCAUCUACGCAGGUCGCGUCAUCGCAGGGCUCGGCAUUGGAGGUAUGUCAUCCAUCACCCCGGUAUUCGUCUCGGAAAAUGCUCCUCCAGCUCUUCGAGGACGUAUCGCUGGUCUCUUCCAGGAGUUUCUGGUCAUUGGUAGCACUUUCGCGUACUGGCUAGAUUACGGUGUUGCGCUCCACAUGCCCACGUCAACGAAGCAAUGGAGAGUGCCCGUAUCGAUUCAACUCAUUCCAGGUGGUUUCAUGUUGAUCGGACUUUUCUUCCUCAAGGAGUCUCCGCGGUGGCUGAUGUCAAAGGGUCGACAAGAGGAAGCUGCGCAGUCGCUUGCGUUCAUUCGCUGCGAGCAACCCGAUAGCCCUGAGCUCCAAAAAGAGCUAGCCGAGAUUCGCGCUGCAGUCGAAGAAGAGUUGAACCAGACUGAGGGCAUAACAUGGAAGGAGGUUCUCCUUCCAGGCAACCGAUACCGAUUCAUCACUGGUUUCGUGUUGAUGUUCUGGCAGCAGUUCAGCGGAACAAACUCAAUCGGCUACUACGCUCCUCAAAUCUUCCAGACCAUUGGUGUAUCAGCAGCUAACGCUUCGCUGUUCGCAACGGGUAUCUAUGGCACAGUCAAAGUCAUCACGACUGGAAUCUUCUUGAUCGUUGGUAUCGACUUCAUUGGCCGGAAGUACUCGCUCAUGGCUGGCGCGGCAUGGAUGGCGUCCAUGAUGUUCAUCAUCGGCGCUGUUCUUGCUACAAACCCACCAAACCCAGAUUCUGGAUCAGUCUCGUCCGCCUCCAUCGCCAUGGUCGCCAUGAUCUACCUUUAUGUUAUCGGCUACUCGGCUUCCUGGGGUCCCGUCCCUUGGGUUUACCUAGGGGAGAUUUUUCCGACGCGACUUCGUUCGUACGGUGUGGGAAUGGGAGCAGCCACGCAAUGGCUCUUCAAUUUCGUUAUUACGAAGAUCACACCUGCCGCGAUCAACUCCAUCGGGUGGAAAACAUUCCUCAUGUUCGGCAUCUUUUGUCUUUCCAUGGGCAUUUUUGCUACGUUUUUCAUCAAAGAGACAAAAGGAAAGACGCUGGAGGAGAUUGAUAUUCUGUUCGGUGAUGUGUCGGCUGAGCAGCGUCGCCAGGAUGUCGAGGCGGGCAUGAAGGAGGAACAGCGAAAGCACUCGGUGAAGUACAUGGAAGACGCUACCGAGCUCGAGAACAGGGCAGGCAAGGAGUGA
Messenger RNA from Alternaria ethzedia, 1563 nucleotides. RefSeq lists its product as uncharacterized. Gene Ontology annotation, molecular function: carbohydrate:proton symporter activity. The transcript is spliced from 4 exons. The record is from RefSeq and is a predicted model, not a curated record. Gene Ontology annotation, cellular component: membrane. NCBI's taxonomy places the organism in Eukaryota, Fungi, Ascomycota, Dothideomycetes, Pleosporales, Pleosporaceae. Bases 1 to 1563 code for a protein of 520 amino acids. Gene Ontology annotation, biological process: carbohydrate transport; transmembrane transport.